AUGGAGAACGUUGUAUUAACAUCUGCAACACAUAUAAGUCCUAAAUCAGGUAGUCCGCUUUGCUCACAAUUCGUUCCUAUUGUAACUGACGAAGCAGUAACAACGCUAACACUUGAAUCAAAUAUUGAAAAUCCAACAGAAUCAGUCGAGCAAACAGAAACCGAUGGAAAUUUUCAAGCUAAAAUGGACAUCAACUAUCAAGCACACGAUGUCGCUUUAGCAGCAGCAGCAGCAACAGGAAAAUCAAAUGAACAUGAACAAACAAAUGGUUUGAAACUUAAUCAACAUCACAAAGUUGAUAUUGAUGAAACUGAUCAACAUCCAGAUAAAGUUAAAUCACCUUGUUCACUGGUCAACGCAUUAUUACUAGUUUUGGCUAUUGUUUGUUUUGCAAUAUUUCUGUGUGUCAUUGCAAUUAUUCUCGGGAGUAAAACAAAUGCACGUAACGACAAUGGAAAACAUCCAUCAAGACUAUUAGGUGAAUAUAAGCAACAAGAUCUUUUUACUCCAUUAAAUGAGCCAAUAACUGAACCGUAUUUCAAUUUAACAUCUCGAACUCACGGUGGCAUAAUUGUUGUUUUAUCACGUCGUGGUGCAUCUGUAAAUGAUAUAUUAAUUCCAUAUGUUCACAGUGAUGGAUUACAACAUUACCGUUCAGUUGUUCUCAAAGGUAAUCAAUUUGGUUCGAUUCGUUUGGGUUUUGAUGGUAAAACCAAUUCAAUGGAUAUGAAUAAUCAAUUACCAUUGAAUUAUCCAUUAUUAAAUUCUGAUAAUGAAGAUUGGUCAAUGUAUGGCGAUCUGAAUGCACCGUAUCGUGUUCGUUUUGUUCAUGGUUUGAUUGAAACUAUUUAUGAAUUUACAUCAUCCAAUCCUAACGAAUUAGUAAUGACAACAUUUGUAUCGCCAGGAUUAAACGAACAAAUUGUUGCUGAUCCAACAAAUAAUAUUUAUUUUAAUUUACGUGGAGAUGGAAAUUUGAGCACACAUUAUUUAACUCUCAGUGGAUCAACUCCAGUCAGCAUAGAAAAAGGUCAAGAAAUGGAAAAAAAUCUAUUAACUCAAGGACAAUUUGUUGAUCAAUUAAAAGAAGUUAAUAAUUAUUUUUUUAAAAUUGAUCGACCUGGUAUUGGAAAAAAUUAUAUUGCAACAUUGUCAGAAAGUGAAACAAAAACAAAAUUAAUUAUUUUCGCUGAUCAUCAUGGUAUUAUGAUUGAUACAUCUGUUGUUACUUCGGCCAACACUAAUAAAACAAUAUCUGAUAUCUAUGGUAUUCGUAUUAGUCCAAGACAAUCGCCUGUUUAUGAAACAGUGUCAAAUUAUGGUCCAACUUUAAUUGUUUAUCCAUCUCAAGCAAUUCAUACGACAUGGUGGCGAUUUGAAUAUUAA
Molecule: messenger RNA, 1386 nt
Organism: Rotaria socialis
Lineage: Eukaryota; Metazoa; Rotifera; Eurotatoria; Philodinida; Philodinidae
Source: the annotation of a GenBank genome assembly